AGAAACAAAGUGUUGAGGCAUUUAUUCCUUAAUUUUCAAAGCUGAAAGAACAUCUCAAAAUCCCUUUAUGAAAACACUACAGUUUCUCAUAAACAUGGGCGGGCCUAUGGCUUGUAUCCUAACCCUGUUAAUAUCAACACUCCUGUAUUCACCACCUAUUACAGCCCAAAAAAAUUCCACUAUAUCAGUAGGCAGAUCUCUUACAGCCACCACCAAUGGCUCUCAAUGGUUUUCACCUUCGCAAGAUUUUGCUUUUGGCUUUUCAAGAUAUCCAAACAAAAGAAAUCUCUAUAUUCUUUCCAUCUGGUAUGCAAAGAUUCCUGACACCAUAAUUUGGUAUGCAAAUGAUGGUAAUCCAGUCCCCGAAAGAUCAGUAAUAAAGAUAACUGCUGAUGAGGGUCUUGUUCUCAGUGAUCCUCAAGGAAAUAACUUAUGGAACACCUCUAUUAGUGGGGUAAACUAUGGUUUUAUGAAUGAUUCCGGGAAUUUUGUCCUCAAACAAAGGGGCAACGACACUCCAGUUUGGCAGACCUUUGCACAUCCCACAGACACCUUGCUGCCUGGUCAGAUUAUGGAAAUUAAUGGGGAACUCAACUCUCGGCUUUCAGAAACAAAUUACACAAAGGGAAGAUUUCAGUUACGUCUGAUCCCUGAUGGAAACAUGGUUCUCAAUACCCGGGACCUAAAUUCUGGCUUUGUUUAUGAUUCUUACUAUACUAGUCUAACAAAUGAUACAGAAAAUGCAGGUUACAAAGUGAUUUACAACAUCACUGGGGAUUUGUAUAUACAAAGAAAGGAUGGUUCAAAAUUUAAUCUAACACUAGCACAUAAAAUACUUCCACCUGAGAAUAAUUAUCAGCGAGUAACACUAAAUUUUGACGGUGUUUUGACUUGGUAUUAUCACCCAAGAACUUUUACAGGCAAUAAUGGUGCAGGUUGGACUGCAAUACAGUCACUCCCUGAUAACAUAUGCUUGAAGAUAAUAGGAGGUUUGGAUAGCGGAGCAUGCGGAUUUAAUAACAUUUGCAUCUUAGGUAAGGAUCAAAGGCCAAUAUGUCAAUGCCCACAAAACUAUUCUCUAUUGAAUCCCAAUGAUACAUAUGGCAGCUGUAAACCAGAUUUCCAAUUAGGUGAUUGCAAAAAACACGAUCAGGGUGAAUAUACAAUAGUCAAACUUCCAAACACUAAUUGGCCUGGAGGUGGUUAUAAACGUCAUAAACCUAUCAGUGAAGAGGAUUGCAAAAGCUCUUGUCUUAAGGACUGUUUCUGUGCUGCUGCCAUUUUCGAUGGACCUGAUUCUGAAUGUUAUAUAAAGAGGACGCCACUCUCUAAUGGACGGAGAGACAGAAGAACUUUAAAGACAACAUGGCUUAAAGUGGGGAAAGCUAAUGAUCAUAACAACCAAGUUAACUCUGGACUGAAAUAUAAGAUACAUCCUGUAGUCAGAGGUCUUCUGGGUGGUUCUGUCUUUCUUAAUUUAAUUCUGUUAAUUGCAGUAGGUUUGAUGAUUUUCAUUGCUCUUAACAAAAAGCAUUCUAGAGAUGAAACCCAGACUAACAGAAUCACCGAGAAUAGAAAUGUUCAUUGCUUCAGAUACAAAGAGCUUAAACACACGACUGAUGGAUUCAAGGAAGAGAUAGGAAGAGGGGCAUUUGGUGUGGUUUACAAGGGGAAAUUGACCAAAGGAGGUCCUCCUCUUUUAAUUGCGGUUAAGAAAUUAGAUCGAAUGUCUAAUGAUGCUGAUAGGGAAUUUGAUUCUGAAGUGAAUAUUAUUGGCCAGACUCAUCACAAGAAUUUAGUUCGAUUUAUAGGAUUUUGCAAGGAAGAAGAUCAGCGGUUACUGGUAUAUGAAUAUAUGAGCAACAGUACUGUGGCAGAUUAUCUAUUUGGUGAUUUAAGACCAAGCUGGACUGCAAGGAUUCAAAUUGCGAAAGGCAUAGCAAGAGGGCUCUUAUAUUUGCACGAAGAGUGUAGCAGACAGAUUAUCCAUUGUGAUAUAAAGCCUCAAAAUAUCCUACUUGAUGAAUAUCAUAAUGCUCGAAUUUCAGAUUUCGGGUUGGCAAAGCUUUUGGCUUUGAACCAAACCCAUACAAACACAGCAAUUAGAGGUACCAAAGGCUAUGUUGCUCCUGAAUGGUUUAGGAACAAACCUAUCACAGUGAAGGUAGAUGUCUAUAGUUUCGGGGUUCUAUUGUUGGAGAUCAUAUGUUGUCGAAAAAAUGUGUGUAUGGAACUUAUUGAGCAAGAAGGUGCAAUUUUGACAGAUUGGGCAUUUGAUUGUUAUCGGAUAAACAACUUGGCUUCUCUUAUGAAUGAUGACAUGGAAGCACUUAGUGACAUGAUAAGAUUGCAGAGGCUAGUAAAGGUUGCCCUUUGGUGUACCCAAGAAGACCCAAGUCUUCGACCAACAAUGCGAACAGUGACACAGAUCCUAGAUGGUGUUGUUGAAGUUCCUGAUAACCUCCCUUGCCCAACCUCAUUUUCUAUGACUGAAGUAUUAGCCUAAUGUUUGUAUACUGGUUUAUUGCAUUUUGUUUGCAGAACUUCAGUUAAACAAGCUGUGAAACCGUCAGGUUCUUGCAUGAAUUACAUUUCAAUCUUAUUAAAAAAUUUAUGUGUGUAUUUGUUACAGCAAUUUAAUUGCUUGUGAAUAAUAUCAGUAUUUACUAAACUGUCAUGGACAGUUCAAGAAAAUCUAAGAAAAACUUAGCUAAA
Molecule: messenger RNA, 2715 nt
Organism: Amaranthus tricolor (Joseph's coat)
Lineage: Eukaryota; Viridiplantae; Streptophyta; Magnoliopsida; Caryophyllales; Amaranthaceae
Product: G-type lectin S-receptor-like serine/threonine-protein kinase LECRK3
Exons: 1
Coding region: 68-2506 (812 amino acids)
Biological process (GO): protein phosphorylation
Molecular function (GO): ATP binding; protein serine/threonine kinase activity
Source: RefSeq, a predicted model, not a curated record